UGUUUAGCUACAUUUUUGGCAUGUAUGGCACUAGUUGAUAAAAAAUAAAAAAUAAAAAGAUUAGAACAUCCAAAAUAUAAAACAAGCUACAAAAAGGACAGAAGAAGAAGAAGAAGGGAAUUUGAUACUUCAGAGUUUGGCUCAGAACCCCAUGUUCUGGCUCACUCUCCUUCUACCAAAAUCACCACUAUUGUUGUGGGGGGAAAAUGCUAGUCUCUGCCAAAAGGACCAAGAACAAAACUUGGGUCUUGUUCUAACGUCUCUGAAGAACGUUUAUCAAUCUCUUAACAGAUGGGGUUUGGAGAAUAACAUCAAAGUCUCUGCUGCGUUGGAUUCAGAAUGUUUAAGGGAUGAUUUGGGAGAGAAAAUCAUCAAACCUCUGUUGGAGCUUUCUGGUGUUCUUCCUACUCCGUCCAUCUUCCUCCACGUUUCUCUCCUUUUUGGAGGGAAGCUCGAGUUCCAAGAUUUCAUCAAAAAGUUUGGAUCUGUUGAGCCAGCUAGGCCAAGUCCAUUAGCUGAAAUCUCUCCUUCUUCCAUCCAUUCCUCCGUUGAAUUCUCCGUGUCAGCCAACGCAGGCCGAACCCCUCAUCCCCCACCUCCCCUUUCCCUCCCUGUCUCUUCUCCACCGCCUCUGCCCCUCUCCCACUGCACCAAGGCUGCCUCUGCUGUUACCACGGCACCUGCGCUGGAGAUGGAGAUGAUGCAGAAGCUAUGGUGUGUGACUAAACCUAGUGUUCCUGCAGAGACCCCACAAGAGGCAAUGGACCAUGCCUGUGGUGAGUGUGGUGCUGAUUGUCAAGAGAUUAUGCCAAAUGGGAGCUGUUUCGACCCUGACACUGUUGUUGCUCAUGUUCCUAUGCUUCCAAUAGCUAUUGGCAGAAAACCAAGAGAAAUGAAAGAACUUGCAGUUUUAGGGGCAAUGCUAUGAUCAUCAAUGCUAACCCAAGUAAAUCUCAUCACUCUCUUUCAAUUUUUAUACCAUGUUCCCAACAAUUUUGAGUUAAAAGAAUUUGAUUUUGGUCCUUAAUGUCUUUUGUCUUGUCAAAUUGAAUGUUUUGACCCAGUGUGUAGAAAAUUGAAUGAUUAUUGCAGGUUUUCUGCAUUGUAGGUUUGUUCUAAGCUGAAGGUAAUUGAAGUGAAUCAAUGCAAUGGAAAACGGAGGGGCUUUUGUUUUUGCUGCAAGGUACUAAGAUUUGUGUGCUCUGAUUGCAAGGUAAACCUGUUUACUUGUCAUUUUAUUCAGAGUGAUUACUUUAGAGGUGGAUUGCAUUUAGGAAGUAGGAUUGGAAAUUUUGCUUUUCCCUAAUAUGAUAAAAAGAGAGAAUUCAGUACUAGCUUUUUACUUGUAUGCAGAGAUACAUACUUUUGGUUUAAUUGAUCAGUUGCUUUUAUUCUUCAUCUUUUAGCUAUGGGAUUUUGCAGAUAUGUAGGUUUGAAUGACAUAAAUAAAUGAACAAACAACAGUUUUUCUUGAGGAUUUGGAAUUCAUGAUGCCUACAAAUGAAUUUAUGUUCUCAUA
Messenger RNA from Rubroshorea leprosula, 1519 nucleotides. NCBI's taxonomy places the organism in Eukaryota, Viridiplantae, Streptophyta, Magnoliopsida, Malvales, Dipterocarpaceae. The record is from the annotation of a GenBank genome assembly.